GUCUUCUUCAGUAUGCCCGCGGAGCUUGGACUGUGCCCGAGCAGGGCGUCAUUUCUGCCAGCCAGGCAGCUCCCACUGCGGCCCCUGCCUCAACCCGCUGGUAGAGAACUCACAUGGCAGAUGCAUAGUGAAAAGGAGACACACUCACGCCCCCCAUUUUGGUAUGUUCACUUAUCCCUACUAAUGCCAAUGCAUUGCUGUUUCACUGCUAGUGUAGAAACAGUAGCCAAAGCCACAAAACACCUCUCGUAGCAAGCCUUGACCAAGCCUUUGGGCCAAAUAUCCCCUCUCCUUCUGAAAUUCUAAAGAUGCUGAGUGUAGGUGUACCCAAUGUUCCCUCUAAGCUGCUCUCCCAGGACUGCCGCGCAGAAGAAAUAUCUGCCUGUGCAGAGAAACACGAGAUUGAACUUCACUCAACUUUCUAGAGUUUUCCCCGUUAGUUAACACUAUCAACGUUUCCCUUUACUGUGGGAAUUGUGAUCGAAUCAACUCAAUAUUAGUCAUUUUCAAUGCAACAUACCGAAACAAAACGAACAAUGAAAGACUUAUGGUGUUUCUUAAAAAGCAUACUACUAUGCUCCGAGCACGCAAAUUGGAGCAUGGGAUGGUCGGAGUAUGUCCAAGUAUGCGAAAUGGAGGAUGGAGGGCACUUUUCGAAUGCAUACUCUGUUUGUACAUAUUUUAAAGCAUGGAUCAAUGCAAGCUUCAACGGAAAUUAUGCAAAGAAAUAAAAAAUGCAACCACGUACAAAAUGAUGUAACAUUUCUUUUAAAUCAAUGGUGGCUGUUAUUUAAGCUGAAGCGAGAGAAAAAACACUCCGCCAUCGGAAUGAAAUGUUUGAUACGUUAAUAAAUACAGUUGAUGUCGGAAGUUUACAUACACUUAGGUUGGAGCCAUUAAAACUCAUUUUUCAACCACUCCACAAAUUUCUUGUUAACAAACUAUAGUUUUGGCAAGUCUACUUUGUGCAUGACACAAGUAAUUUUUCCAACAAUUGUUUACAAACAGAUUAUUUCACUUAUAAUUCACUGUAUCACAAUUCCAGUGGAUCAGAAGUUUACAUACAUUAAGUUGACUGUGCAUUUAAACAGCUUGGAAAAUUCCAGAAAAUGAUGUCAUGGCAUUAGAAGCUUCUGAUAGGCUAAUUGACAUCAUUUGAGUCAAUUGGAGGUGUACCUGUGGAUGUAUUUCAAGGCCUACCUUCAAACUCAGUGCCUCUUUGCUUGACAUCAUGGGAAAAUCAAAAGAAAUCAGCCAAGACCUCAGAAACAAAAUUGUAGACCUCCACAAGUCUAGUUCAUCUUUGGAGCAAUUUCCAAACGCCUGAAGGUACCACGUUCAUCUGUACAAACAAUAGUACGUAAGUAUAAACACCAUGGGACCACGCAGCCGUCAUACUGCUCAGGAAGGAGACGCGUUCUGUCUCCUAGAGAUGAACGUACUUUGGUGUCUAAAAGUGCAAAUCAAUCCCAGAACAACAGCAAAGGACCUUGUGCAGAUGCUGGAGGAAACAGGUACAAAAGUAUCUAUAUCCACAGUAAAAUGAGUCCUAUAUCGACAUAACCUGAAAGGCCGCUCAGCAAGGAAGAAGCCACUGCUCCAAAACCGCCAUAAAAAAGACAGACUACGGUUUGCAACUGCACAUGGGGACAAAGACCGUACUUUUUUGAGAAAUGUCCUCUGGUCUGAUGAAACACAAAUAGAACUGUUGGGCCAUAAUAACCAUUGUUAUGUUUGGAGGAAAAAGGGGGGUCUUGCAAGCCGAAGAACACCAUCACAAACGUGAAGCACGGGGGUGGCAGCAUCAUGCUGUGGGGGUGGUUUGCUGCAGGAGGGACUGGUGCACUUCACAAAAUAGAUGGCAUCAUGAGGAAGGAAAAUUAUGUGGAUAUAUUGAAGCAACAUCUCAAGACAUCAGUCAGGAAGUUAAAGCUUGGUCGCAAAUGGGUCUUCAAAAUGGACAAUGACCCCAAGCAUACUUCCAAAGUUGUGGCCAAAACCGCCAUUAAAAAAGCCAGACUACGGUUUGCAACUGCACAUGGGGACAAAGAUCGUACUUUUUGGAGAAAGGUCCUCUGGUCUGAUGAAACAAAAAUAGAACUGUUUGGCCAUAAUGACCAUCGUUAUGUUUGGAGGAAAAAGGGUGUGGCUUGCAAGCCGAAGAACACCAUCCCAACGGUGGCAGCAUCAUGCUGUGGGGGUGCUUUGUUGCAGGAGGGACUGGUGCACUUCACAAAAUAAAUGGCAUCGUGAGGAAGGAAAAUGAUGUGGAUAUAUUGAAGCAACAUCUCAAGACAUCAGUCAGGAAGUCAAAGCUUGGUCGCAAAUGGGUCUUCCAAAUGGACAAUGACCCCAAGCAUACUUCCAAAGUUGUGGCAAAAUGGCUUAAGGACAACAAAGUCAAGGUAUUGGAGUGGCCAUCACAAAGCCCUGACGUCAAUCCUAUAGAACAUUUGUGGGCAGAACUGAAAAAGCGUGUGCGAGCAAGGAGGCCUACAAAGCUGACUCAGGUACACCAGCUCUGUCAGGAGGAAUGGGCCAAAAUUCACCCAACUUAUUGUGGGAAGCUUGUGGAAGGCUACCCGAAACGUUUGACCCAAGUUAAACAAUUUAAAGGCAAUGCUACCAAAUACUAAUUGAGUGUAUGUAAACUUCUGACCCACUGGAAUGUGAUGAAAUGAAGUAAAAGCUGAAAUAAAUAAGUAUCUACUAUUAUUGUGACAUUUCACAUUCUUUAAAAUAAAGUGGUGAUCCUAACUGACCUAAGACAGGGAAUUGUUACUUGGAUUACAUGUCAGGAAUUGUGAAAAACUGAGUUUAAAUGUAUUUGGCUAAGGUGUAUGUCAAUUUCCAACUUCAACUCUAGCUAGCUAAGAGUUAUGAAGUGAAAUGGUUGCUUGGUGUACUGUAUAUAUUAUUUUGUCUCUAUAACCAUUGUCCUGGCUGGAAGACGGGUCAGUGAAUGGGUAAGUCCAUAGUAAGUCAAUAGGGCUAACUUUCUAGGUAGCCAUGAAGAAUUGGUAGCUACCCACAAAAAAUGUACAUCUACCUUGCAUAACAUUUAGUUUUAGGUCAUUUUUGCCUGUGUAGCUAGAUUAUUACGAUUCAAAUAUCUAGCUGAUAAUUAUGAAGUAAAAUGUUUGCUUUGUGUAUAUCUUAUUUUGUCUUGUUGCCAUUGUCCUGGCUGAAAGAAGGUUCAGUGAAUUGGGAGGUGAAGCGUGAGGUAAUACAGUAGGGGGAGUGCGAGUGCUUCUCAAAUGUAAUGUUUUAUGCAUUCUCCACACUCUCAUUCUCACAAGAGCGUACUCAAGAGAAUGUCGUCGGAGAAUGCACUCGUAGCAAAGUGUGGAGCACGGUAUUAUGCAUAUUGAAAAACACCCUUAGUAUGCCUAACUAACUAUGCAAGAGAUUUUGUUCUAAGCAUAACGCAUCGGAGUAGGAUUCUAUUGAAUUGAAAGGUAUGACUCAGGCCUGUACUCUACACAUACCGGUGUGCCAUAACCAAUCAGCGCUGCAGUAGGCCUAUAUGCAAAUAGACCAUUGCCAUAUAUGGAUCUGUGCCAUUCACUUUGAACUGGACUGUGUUUACAGCAUGAGCGGUCAUGAGUAGAUGCGCUUGUUUUGAGAUCAGUGAGAGUUACAUGUAGCCACUUGAUAAUACUUGUUAAUGUCAAGCCCUGCAUGUUUUUUUCAAUAGUCUAAUUGAAUGUAUGCCUACAUUGAACACCACACAUUGGCUGCCACUGUAGGCUGAAUGAUAGAAUAGGUAUUUCCAUGUUAAAAUGUUAUGGGAUGGAUUUCCUCCAUUUUCUCCUCUCUGAUAGGCCACUCUGAUAGGCCUACAUUAUGAUCAAAUAGCCACAGCAGUCUACUUGACCACUGUUAGAACUGUAACUUCAAGCGGGUACAGCUGCAGUGUUCACAGUAAACGAGCGCCGGAAGUUGCACAGAAUUUUCACAAUGUUCAAGUUUGCGCUUAGUAGACCUCAAAUUUGCACAGCGCCAAACAAUUUUUGAGGGAACAUUGGGUGUACCCCCACAAGAUUCAUCCAAAUAACCAGUGAUACAAAACGAGGGCACAGCAAGAAUUGUUCCACAUUAUCUGUCCUAUCUCACAAGAGACUAGUUUAAUGUAAAGAAGAGGUUAACAUUGCUCACUUUUAAUGGAUAAUAGCAGUGUGUCUCCCCUCAAGUCCCCCACUGCCUCAGACUUUAACAAGUGUUAAUGAAGCGGCGUAGGAGGUGCAUCAUCAGGGGACCGAGCUGAUAGCUCAGGAAAAUGGUCAGUUGUUCCAAUGGAGAGAGAGCCAGAGCAAUAGGAAAUGAUUCAUAAUGGUUCAAAAUGAGAAUGGAUGACUUUCAUAAAGUGGUACCGAUACAAACCCCUAAAGAUAUAUCAUAGAUGUAGUCAUAGGCCAGACAGACACUGGAGGGGGGCACCAGGAAAGCCCUACAUAAAGAAGGAAAGGAAUUAAUUCACACAGCCUCAUCACAACAGUCUAACCGAGUAUCCCUCAGCACAAAGAUUUAAAGAGUGGACUGUCUGCCAAGCAGGUUUUCCCUGAUCCACUGACUGAAAAUGCGUCCCAAAUGGCACCCUAAUCCCUAUAGAGCGUGCUACUUUUAACGCAAGAGUGCCAUUUGGGACGCAUCCGCUGACUGGCUCUAGAAGAGCUGAUGGUAAACAUUGUAAAUCACUAAGCAGAGGGUUAGAGAAGAACCCCUCUUCUUUCCCCUUCCUUCUCCACAUUACCUCUCUUCCUGUCUAUCACUCACUCUAUCCUCAUUUUCUUCUGACAGUUUAUAGUACAUCAAUACUCUUUCCUCUUUUCCUCUUGCUGUACUUCACACACUCUAUCCUCCUCCUCCUCUCCUUCUGAGCGAGCUCAUCCCAUUGAUAUUCUUGCCACUCCAUACACACUGAGCACACUGAUAUUGUGAGCAAUAGAUUGCCCUGCUGGAAACGAUAGGUCACUCGUAUGGAUGUCCCUGUUAACAAGGAUGUUGGUUGUGAUAUAGAUCAUGCUACCCAUUUAGACUUUGAGUAUCUGUCAUCCUGGGUUGCUUCCUAAAUAGCCCGGCUUCUGUUCAAAAGUAGUACACUAUAUAGUGAAUAAGGAUACCAGUUGAGACGUACCCCUGGAUUUGCAGGUAUACACACAGUCAAUUCGCAUUUAAAUGGGAUCCAUUUUCCUAAUGGCCAUUAUUUCUCUUCAGACACAUGGACCGCAGGCACAUGGCUGAAUUUAAUGGCUAAGAAUGCAUCUCACGCAAACCACUUUUUAUCUCUUCCACGCUUUCUGUCCCCUAGCUCUUCUUUCUCUUUUCUUCCCUCUAUCUCUCUCACAUUGCAUGACCACAGCAGGAGGUGAUGAUAAUAAUGCAGUGUGGAGGAGUGCAGCAGGUGUGGAGCACGGCAGGUGAUAACCAUAGAAAUAGAAUCUCUAACGUUAGGUUCCCAGCAUGCUCUUCAUUUGAUCUGUGGGUGGCUGAAGCUCUGGCUUGUUUUAAUGCUGAUCCCUAUGCCACACCAAGGUCAUGGCAUAUCCUCUCUCUCCCACUCACUUUCUCACUCAACGCAACAACAAUUUCAAGAAUUUUACUGAGUUACAGUUCAUAUAAGGAAAUCAGUCAUAUGAAAUAAAUCCAUUAGGCCCUAAUCUGUGGAUUUCACAUGACUGGGCAGGGGCACAGACAUGGGUGGGCCUGGGAGGGCACAGGCCCACCCACUUGGGAGACAGGCCCACCCACUGGGGAGCCAACCCACAAAAGGGCUUUAUUACAGACAGAAAUACUCCUCCGUUUCAUCAGCUGUCCGGGUGGCUGGUCUCAGACGAUCCGCAGGUGAGGAAGCCGGAUGUGGAGGUCCUGGGCUGGCGUGGUUGAACGUGAUCUGCGGUUGUGAGGCCAGUUGGAGGGACUGCCAAAUUCUCUAAAACGAAAUUGGAGGCAGCUUAUGGUAGGGUGAAUGUAUUAUCUUUGCAAAGGAGAAAUGCUCACUAACAGGGAUGUAAACAAAAUUGUGCACUAAAUUUGAGAGAAUCUUUUUGUGUGUAUGGAAGAUUUCUGGGAUCGUUUAUUUCAGCCCAUGAAACAUGGGACCAACACUUUACAUGUUGCAGUAAUAUUUUUGUUCAGUGUAUAUAUACAUUUUUCUGUUAAUCAGAAAACUUGGGGGGCCAAAUUAAACCACUGCACGCAGGCUGCCAGUUGGGGAACCCUGCCCUGCAGUAUAGCUCGCUCACUUACAAAACACCUGGAACAAUUCUAUGUAAUACACUUGAGACCAUGGCCACUAAGCACAUAGGGCAAGCAGCAGACUAUUUCCAGUAGACAAUGGCUGCUAGACACAUAGGGCAAACAGUUACCUAUUUCAGGUCAUUUCCCCCCAAAACAAGGCAAUAUUAGCAGAGACAACAUGUUCAAACAAGAGAUUGGUCUUUACCCAGCCCCAACCACCCACUCGACAAACAGAGAACAUUUUGAGGAAAUGUGACAGAAUAAUUACAUUAGCACAUUGAGCUGCAGUAUGACUCAUAUUUCUGUUGCCACUGUGUCCUGUGUGCCUCCCAAACACACCCUAUUCCCUAUGUUGUGCACUAUUAACUGUUGUUUAAAUCCCAGAUUGCCACUUUAACUGUGGCCACCAGAUUACUGGAAAUUGCAUCUGGAGAUGACUAAUUUGCAUUGGUUUCAGGUGCAACAUUUUCUCUGUCUCAAAUAUAUUGUGUCCUGCUAUCAAUAUGGAAUAGAUCAAUAAUAUAUGCAUCACUGGCUUGCGUCAUUAAGACCCAUAUGCCAUCGACCACAGCUAGAAGGGAGCCAGACUGAAAAAGGGCUCUGUGGUUUUCAAUUCAAUACUUAAUGACAUUUACUCAUUUCAUAUGACAGGACAGGAGACAAGCAGUGAGGCCUUUUGUCUUACUGUGUGAAUAGAAAAAGAAACCAGAUUUAUCAUGGUUCAACUAUACAUGUAGCCGAUUCUAAACUCAACGAUUUGCAUUGGAGUUGAGCGGCGACUAGUGUGGACUGACUGGAGCUCCGACGUCACAUAAAAUUGUUUUUUUUAAUUAAAAAAACAAUAAACAACGUUGUUCUGUGUAAUUGCAGGCUAUUCUUUGGGUGCUGAAAUCAGUUUGUUACAAAAAUAUUUUUGUGACGUCGGAGCACCAGUCUGCUCACACCAGCUGCUGCUCAACUCCAUCGUAAAUCGUGUUGAGUUUAGUCGGUUACUAUAUGGGACUAUUGAGCCCCAUAUUGGACGCGUCAUAAUACCCAUAAAACCUAGCAGUCAAACAUUGAAAUGGUUCCAGUUGUUUUUCCACCAUUCAUUUUAUCCAUUGUAGAUUUUAGAAACACUUCAAAUAAGGGCUGUGUUUCGUGUAGCCUUACCCUGGUGUGACAUUUUGAUAUCCAUUUAAAUCUCUCUCGGACAAGGUGGAUUUUAUCAAUAUAUUCGACUCUUUACUCUGAUUCAAAAAUGCUAAUUAGCAUCAAAGUAGACAUCAUCCAAGACUACAAAUCCAUGCAAGCUGCUGCACGUCAUCACACGUGGUCUGCGGUUGUGAGGCCGGUUGGACGUACUGCCAAAUUCUCUAAAACAACGUUGGAGGCGGCUUAUGUUCCUUUACGGUUCUUCAUCUCUGAACCACGUAUUUAGUCUGACUCUGACCCCCUCCUCCUCCUCUCCUCCCCCUCCUCCCCUCCCUCUUCUCUCCUCUCCCCUCCCUUUCUUGGCUCCUCUGUCUGUUGCCCUGGUUAUGGUUUUCAUUCAUGAUUUCGCUCUCAUCUCCCUCCCUCUUUCUCUACUUCUCUCUCUCGCUCCCUCUCUCUCUCUCUCUCUCUCUCUCUCUCUCUCUCUCUCUCUCUCGUUCUCUCCCUACCUCCUUCUGCCCUCCACCCACACGCUCAGAGCACCUCUGCAUGGCAGAGACGCUGACCUAUCCACCCACACACUGCGACACAUUCCCCCACUCUCACUAAUAUGUACUGUACAGACUCUCUCUUACACACAAAUACAAGCAUGCGUGCACACACACACUCUCUCUCACAUACACACACUGCACCACUCUCCCACCACACACACACAUAUGCACGAAAGCACCUCGCAUUCACUCUCUCAAAGACACCCACCCACACAGAGAUUCUCUCUCUUUGACCCAGCCAGCACCAUACCGUAUCACUGGCUUACUCAGUCUCAUACAUACACACACAACAGUACCACACACUGCACCAAAAAGCUGUCUGUCUCCGUGGAAAACGGAGCUACAUUACGUCCACACACUCUAAAGCAAACAUACCUUGCAUGAUUCCCCCCCCCCCCCCCCCACACACACACACACACAUUCUAACACUUACAGCACUGUGCUGCUAUGCAGUUUAUCACCUCACUGCUCUCACCUCACCUGUGAAACCAGCAUCAUUAAUUACUGUUGAUAUAGUAACCCUUUGAUGAAUCGCACACCAAUCCAAUGUAAGCAACAUGCAGCAUGUCGAUUCUGCAAACACAAAGAUAUUUAAUGCUUGUACAAGGCUGCAGUUUGUGUUUGCGCAAUGAUUUGAUUUGGAUCCUUACACUGAUCGUCGACCCACUUGUUGUUGUAGGUGCAUGUGUUUAUCCACACUGGCCACAUGAGGGCAGCAUGGACGAGUGCUUUUUAACUGGAAUUCCUCAAAAAGCUUGUUUCUCUCAAAUUCUGAGCACAAGUUUGUUUACAUCCCUAUUAGUGAGCAUUUCUCCUUUGCCAAGAUAAUCCAUCCACCUGACAGGUGUGGCAUAUCAAGAAGUUGAUUAAACAGCAUGAUUACACAGGUACACCUUGUGCUGGGGACAAUAAAAGGUAACUCUAAAAUGUGCAGUUUUGUCACACAACACCACAGAUGUCUCAAGUUUUGAGGGAGCCUGCAAAUGCUGACUGCAGGAAUGUCCACCAGAGCUGUUGCCAGAGAAUUGAGUGUUAAUUUAUCUACCAUAAGCCGCCUCCAAUGUCGUUUUAGAGAAUUUGGCAGUACUUCCAACUGGCAUCACAACUGCAGACCACGCCAGCCCAGGACCUCCACAUCCGGCUUCUUCGCCUGCGGGAUCGUCUGAGGGGGUGCUGAGUAGUAUUUCUGUCUGUAAUAAAGUCCUUUUGUGGGGAAAAACUCAUUCUGAUUGGCUGGGCCUGGCUCCCCAGUGUGUGGGCCUGGCUGCCAAAUGGGUGGGCCUAUGCCCUCCCAGGCCCACCCAUGGCUGCACCCCUACCCAGUCAUGGAAAAUUCAUAGAUUAGGGCCUAAUUUAUUUAUUUCAAUUGAUUGAUUUCCUUAAAUGAACUGUAACUCAGUAAAAUCUUUGAAAUUGUUGCAUGUUGCGUUUUAUAUUUUUGUUCAGUAAAGAUGCAAUAUGAUGCAUUUACAUGAUGACACUGUGUAAUUCCAUAUGGCGGCCAUGUUAGCUUCCCAUUAAAGUGUAUGCAUCUGGAGUCAAGUACCAAAGACUCUGUAUUUCCCUUAGUCAGCAGUGCUGUGGUUUUCCUGUUGAUCUGACCCACAGCACUACUAUUAAUACAAUUGUAGGACGAAUAGACGCUUGAUAUUGUGGUUUUCCUGCUGAUCUGCCACCCUUAUUUAUUUAUUUCACCAUUAUUUAAACAGGUAAGCCAGUUGAGAACAAGUUCUCAUUUACAACUGCGACCUGGCCAAGAUAAAGCAAAGACCCACAGCACUACUAUUAAUACGAUUAUAGGACGAAUAGACGCUUGAUCUCUACAGUAGUGUGACUAUGGCUCUGUGGCUGUAUUAUUUCGUAGCCUGUCAUUCUGUAUGGAUAUCAAUCGCUUGUGCAGUUGAUUAAGUGUAGCCUAUGUUAUCAGUAUCUGAUGACUGAUUUGUUGUGGGAAAACAUUCCCCAUAGGCACUAUGGUGGAGUAGGAGGUCAUCAUUGGUGACUGUAGAUCUGACUCAUACCUGCAAUCACCUAGAUGGUGGAGGAGGAAUUGUUAUCUCUCUGCAUCUACCUCUGUCUUCUCCUCUCUCCUCUCGUUGUAAUCAUUGAAACCCAAUGACCAAGAUAUCAUCUUUCUCCUUUCAGCGGGCAAAGUGACCACGUUCCCUGAAGUGGAUGAGGAGAUAGACUUCCUGUCCACCAUCAUCAGCCAACAGAAGGAGUCAGGGGUCAAACAUCCAGGUGAGAGGACAAACCUUUGGCUUUACAGUGCCAUACUUUUGACCAGAGCCCUAUGGUCUGCAGGUGCCCGGCCCGCCACAAGGAGUCACUAGAGCGCGAUGAGCCAAGUAAAGCCCCCCUGGCCAAACCCUCCCCUAACCCGGACGACGCUGGGCCAAUUGUGUGCCGCCCUAUGGGACCCCAGGUCACGGCCGGUUGUGACACAGCCUGGGAUCGAACCCGGGUCUGUAGUGAUGCCUUAGACCGCUGCACCACUCGGGAGGCCCGAUUGACAAAUGUUUUAAUUGCAUAGUAUUAGCAUAAUGUGACCAGAAUUACCAUAUAAUUUGCUAUAUUAGUAGUAUAGUUUUCCUUGAUAUCAAUUACCAUGAAUUCUCUCCUUUUUGUAUCUCCUAGCUCCUCUCUCUCAGGAUUUUUCCAAAGCCGAGGAGGAUGACAGAUCCAUGAUCCUCACCCAACAGCCUACCACAGAGCAGCCUGCGACACACAGCACCACUACAGCCCCGAAUAACACGACUACAGCCACCCCCACAAUGACAGCGCCCACCACCACCCACAUCCCAGCAGUUCGUAGAGGGCCCCUGAUCAUCCCUUACCCCUCCAACAAUCAUGUGUUUAUUGGCAUGUAACCUUCCUUAUUACUUUUUAUGUUUUGCUAAAUGCUUUCCUCUGUAUAUAUAUAUGAGUCCAGAACGUUCCAGUAUUAUCGACACAUUUCUCAUGGACAUUUUGAACAGGGGAACCAUUCUUCCCCAAUCUGAGGUUUUUCCACAUCCUGAUUAUCUUGUGAAAGCUGCAUUGACUUUAACUGCUCUAUGCUCUUAACUGAAGUUUCGAUUGCCCCAAAUGGCACCAUAUUCCCAGGGUGCAAUUUGGGAUGCACACAAACUUGUGAAUGGACUAUCUUUCCUGUCCCCCUUACUUCUCCUAGUCCAUGAAGUAACCCAGGCAGUGUCUGUUGUUCUUCUCUUCUGAUCUAUACCCUUUAAUAGAUAUGUCUUCCCUUUCCUCUACCAGCCGUUUCCAUCCUAUUUUCCUAACACCCUUUCUUUACCUCUUUACAGUCGUGACCAGUGUGUUUGUGGUCAUGGGAUCUGUGGCCUUGCUCUUGGCUGGCGUCUGUUGGAUCAGGUAAAAUUCUCCCUACAUCUGCAUCUUGGUCCAGUUGACUUUAGUUUGUUACAUGUUGUGUGGUGCUUUACAGUACAUUGACUUAACCGUUUUCUGAACGGACAGUUUGGUAUGUUUCUAGUAAUCACGUUGUUGCUUCGUUUUAGUGUACGUUUAAUGUGCUGAUUGUAAAUUGUAUGCACUUCAGUUGUAUAGACGAGUAGAGAUUUACUCAAUUUAACUGUUUUAGAGUCUCGACUGACUCAGUAUUAAUAAACAACUGAGGCUUAACUGGCUACAUGACAAUAUCUGUAAAAUGAUUACAAAGCAAAUUCAGGGAGAUUAGAUUUAUAUUGGUUUAAACUUUAAUCCAGGGCUCAAAACUGCGACCAAAAUCCUCACAUUUGCGACCCUUUGACUUGGCAGUGCGACACCAAUGUUUUUAGCUGGUUAUGUUUUUGGUUCACAAAUGUUUUUUUUGUUUUUUUAUCAAUAUUUAUUCAAACAUCAAUCGGUAUGCAACAAUGGGUAUGCAAACCAGGUAUUCAAAAAGUUUGAUCCAAAGUCUUAAUUGACUUUGCGAGGCGCUAUUCAGUCACCAUGCGCUGUUUGAAUGAACAUUUCAAAAGACCUUCCCCAAAAAACUUUUAGCGAACUCUGCCAUCACAUCAUGGCUACAUUGUACAGUACAAAACACCGCUAGCCAAACACAACUAUCUCUUCUGGUGUAGUUUAAGCAUUGUUCUGGACUUAAAAUAAAAUAUUUCAAAAGUGAAAACCUGAAAGAACUUGGAGAAACCAGGGAAAAUUUAAAUAGGGCCCUACAACUGUUCAAAAUCUCGAACAAUAAUACCCUUUUUGAGAUUGCGUAAAGGUUAAAUUUUUUCCCUCCAAACAAUCAAUGCAAAUAUGAUAUUGUCAAGUUAAAAUGUCAUUAUUUGUGUAUGGAGGGUAGGUCAUUAUAGGCUACUUGCUCAGCCCGCAAAUUUAAAGAUGACAUUUAUAUGAUGCGCGCAUCAUCUGCUUUACCGGGGCAGUAUUUUUUUAUUGUGGCUAGUAGCUUUCAGUUGGCACUGGCCCAGUGUGCCACUGGCAAAUUUACCUGAAUGUCAAGCCCUACAAGGGCAUGGUAAUUUAAAAGCUGGCUAGUCAUUAGCCUAGUUCUGUAUGGAAUGCAGGUACAAUAUGGGACACAGGUCAGGUCAGAAUUGGUGCCAUCAACUGAAAAAAGUUAGUCUGUAAUCUAUUCCAUGUUAUAACAAAUGCUGACAAAGAAGAAAUAACAUUUUACAAAAUAGAACCACAUUCAUCACAGUUGGAUGUCCAAUGUACAAUGUGCUGGGUAUAGCAUAGAACUAACUCUGAUGUCCCUGUAUCAUCUCAGGUUGCAGAGAGGUGUGCGUCUGGCUCAGAAGGUAGACUACCCUGCUUAUGGGGGUAUGAGGCCCCAUUCCUAUGACAACAAUGUGGUGAGUACAGCACACAAUCGCAUUACAAAGUCAUGGUUAUAAUAGAAAUCAUAGAAAUGUUAUUUUAGAAAAAAAUGUCCUAUGUUAUCUUUCAUGUUAAGUUUGUAUUUUUAUUUAUCUAUUUUAUUGCCUCUUGUUUGUUUUUAUCAUCAUUGUAUUGUUUUACUGUAAAGUGUGUUUCGAUUUUAAAUGCACUUUAAAUAAAGUUUGAUUUGAUUUGGCAACACAAUACCAUACUAAUCACAUUGAAACAAUCAAAUGUUCUGUACAAUAAUGUUCUAUUGAAACAGUCCCAAAUGGCACCCGUUUCCUAUAUAGUCUGGUCAAAAGUAAUGUACUGUGUAGGGAGUAGGGUGCCAUCUGGGACACAGAUAUUUUCUGGUGGAGUACCAUGCCCUCUAAUGUAAUCUUGUGCCCUGCCUGAAGCCUGGGGAUAAGAGGCUGGCUCAGAGUGCUCAGAUGUACCACUACCAACACCAGAAACAGCAGAUGCUCUCCCUUGAGAAGUGAGUCAUGCCCCUGGCCUUCUAGCUCCAGUCUGUCCGUCUUUCUGGUAACCAGACAUACAGUGGGGGAAAAAAGUAUUUGAUCCCCUGCUGAUUUUGUACGUUUGCCCACUGACAAAGUCAUGAUCAGUCUAUAAUUUUAAUGGUAGGUUUAUUUGAACAGUGAGAGACAGAAUAACAACAACAAAAUCCAGAAAAACGCAUAUCAAAAAUGUUAUAAAUUGAUUUGCAUUUUAAUGAGGGAAAUAAUUAUUUGACCCCUCUGCAAAACGUGACAGUACUUGGUGGCAAAACCCUUGUUGGCAAUCACAGAGGUCAGACGUUUCCAGGUUUGCACACAUCUCAGGAGAGAUUUUGUUCCACUCCUCUUUGCAGAUCUUCUCCAAGUCAUUAAGGUUUCGAGGCUGACGUUUGGCAACUCGAACCUUCAGCUCCCUCCACAGAAUUUCUAUGGGAUUAAGGUCUGGAGACUGGCUAGGCCACUCCAGGACCUUAAUGUGCCUCUUCUUGAGCCACUCCUUUGUUGCCUUGGCCGUGUGUUUUGGGUCAUUGUCAUGCUGGAAUACCCAUCCACGACCCAUUUUCAAUGCACUGGCUGAGGGAAGGAGGUUCUCACCCAAGAUUUGACGGUACAUGGCCCUGUCCAUCGUCCCUUUGAUGCGGUGAAGUUGUCCUGUCCCCUUAGCAGAAAAACACCCCCAAAGCAUAAUGUUUCCACCUCCGUGUUUGACGGUGGGGAUGGUGUUCUUGCGGUCAUAGGCAGCAUUCCUCCUCCUCCAAACACGGCGAGUUGAGUUGAUGCCAAAGAGCUUGAUUUUGGUCUCAUCUGACCACAACACUUUCACCCAGUUCUCCUCUGAAUCAUUCAGAUGUUCAUUGGCAAACUUCAGACGGCCCUGUAUAUGUGCUUUCUUGAGCAGGUGGACCUUGCGGGCGCUGCAGGAUUUCAGUCCUUCACGGCGUAGUGUGUUACCAAUUGUUUUCUUGGUGACUAUGGUCCCAGCAGCCUUGAGAUCAUUGACAAGAUCCUCCCGUGUAGUUCUGGGGUGAUUCCUCAAAGUUCUCAUGAUCAUUGCAACUCCACGAGGUGAGAUCUUGCAUGGAGCCCCAGGUCGAGGGAGAUUGACAGUUCUUUUGUGUUUCUUCCAUUUGCGAAUAAUCGCACCAACUGAUGUCACCUUCUCACCAAGCUGCUUGGCGAUGGUCUUGUAGCCCAUUCCAGCCUUGUGUAGGUCUACAGUCUUGUCCCUGACAUCCUUGGAGAGCUCUUUGGUCUUGGCCAUGGUGGAGAGUUUGGAAUCUGAUUGAUUGAUUGCUUCUGUGGACAGGUGUCUUUUAUACAGGUAACAAACUGAGAUUAGGAGCACUCCCUUUAAGAGUGUGCUCCUAAUCUCAGCUCGUUACCUGUAUAAAAGACACCUGGGAGCCAGAAAUCUUUCUGAUUGAGAGGGGGUCAAAUACUUAUUUCCCUCAUUAAAAUGCAAAUCAAUUUAUAACAUUUUUGACGUAUUUUUCUGGAUUUUGUUGUUGUUAUUCUCUAUCUCACUGUUCAAAUAAACCUACCAUUAAAAUUAUAGACUGAUAAUUUCUUUGUCAGUGGGCAAACGUACAAAAUCAGCAGGGGAUCAAAUACUUUUUUCCCUCACUGUCCCUGGCUGUCUGAAAAUGUUACUAGCUGUCAAUUCCUUGUUUCCUCCUUUGUAAAGCUACUUGGUGGCGCUCCAAUGUGUUUUAACAGGAAUUGAGGGGAAAAGGACAGCGGAAGAAAGCUUAUUAACGUUUCCAGACCCAGCCCAUGUCUCGCCUCUCCUUCUCCUCCCCUGUCCUCCUGUCAGUCUAUAUCAGGGUGAAUUGUGGGUUGUGGUGUGAUGUUUGGAUACCUCCAUGACUCAGUGUUCUGUUCUGUAUUUUUUCUUCUUCUCCAGACACAGGGAUGAACCCAAGGUGCCUGACUCUGGGGCCACGUCAGAUGAGGAGAAUGAGGAUGGGGAUUUCACGGUGUACGAGUGCCCUGGACUGGCCCCGGUAAGAGACAGAUGUACCUGGUGCACAUAUAGUGUACUGCAUAGACAUGCAGGACAGUAGCAGGCAUGGUAGAGGCAACGAUAUGACUGAUAUCCAAUAUAUAUUUACCUCCUAGUUUGAAUACAUUUUAGUUAAAUACUGUACAUUUAUAUUUUACACACAGUAGGCUACAGACCUCUCACUCUCUCGCACGCUCUCUCUCUCUCUCUCGCAUUUGCUUUAUUGGCAUGACGUAUUGAUACAUAUUGCCAAAGCACAAUGUUACAUUAGAAAAUAGAGCAAUUAACAACAGAAAAUGAACAGGGUAUGUAAAUCAGAACAGAAUUAUCAAGUAACAAUUUUAAUCUGGGGAGGGGGGAAAUAAAUGGACUAAAUACUACUAAUCAUAGUUAUAUAAACUACAUGUUCUUCCUCAUCUCAUGGCAGGUUGCCACUAACUCUCUCUCUCUCUCUUUAGACGGGGGAAAUGGAGGUGAAGAAUCCUUUGUUUGAUGAUUCCACCCUUUACCUUCAGCGGAGCCACAAGUAA
This is a messenger RNA of Coregonus sp. 'balchen', 15805 nucleotides long. Lineage: Eukaryota; Metazoa; Chordata; Actinopteri; Salmoniformes; Salmonidae. The record is from the annotation of a GenBank genome assembly.